This is a messenger RNA of Salvelinus fontinalis (brook trout), 13459 nucleotides long. Its product is annotated as very-long-chain 3-oxoacyl-CoA reductase-A-like. The transcript is spliced from 12 exons. NCBI's taxonomy places the organism in Eukaryota, Metazoa, Chordata, Actinopteri, Salmoniformes, Salmonidae. The coding region runs from base 10832 to 11839 and encodes 335 amino acids. Gene Ontology annotation, molecular function: oxidoreductase activity. Gene Ontology annotation, cellular component: endoplasmic reticulum. The record is from RefSeq and is a predicted model, not a curated record.
CCCCCCCCCCCCCCCCACACCUCUUCCCGGCUGCUUCUGAGUAAGAUUCAAAGAACAGUAAACAGUCUGUCCAGAGAUGUCUGGGGGCUGUUAAGACUGUGACACCCACAGUCAGAGUCCUGCCCCGAAGAGGAGCACCACUCCCCCUACCUGGACACGAACAGAAUGGUGCUCCGUUAAUUACUGUAACCCCAUGUAACAUGUGCUCCGCUCGGGGCGAUGACACAGUUCCUUGUAAGUAAUGUCAAACGGAGUGUGACACAGCACCACAUGUGGGGCCUUUCUAGGGUUGCAAAACUCCAGUAACUUUCCUAAAAUUCCCAGGUUUUCCAGAAAGCCUGAUUGGAUGAUUCCGGGAUUCCUGCUUAUUGCCUCCUGAUUCCGGGAAUCUUCCAACUGGGAUUUCUAGGAAAAUCUGGGAAACCCUAGGCCGACUGAAACGUGUUGUUUGAUUAUUUAUGCUUAGUAUUUUUCCUUGAAUUCAGGCAACCAUCCUCAUUACUCUAAAGUAUCUCCAUUUCACAGGGUAUUUGAAUGAAAGUGUAAUGUCAAGGUACAUAAGAGUGCUUUAAGACUAAAUGUAAUGCCCAAAUGGUUCAGGAGAAAUAGUGUUCACCAAUCUGGAACUUGUGUGUAUAUCAGUUUCUUGAGAUAGGAGACGUUAAAAAAUGCUUGGAGGGCCAGACACACACGCUUGUGUCUGGAUUGUUUUGACACGUGUGUGUGUGUGUGUGUCUCUGUGUAUGUGCACACAAUAUAAUGUGCUGCACAUGUGACCUUUGCACUGUAUUUGUCCACAAAAAAAGAUGCAAUACAAUUGUGUUAGUAGGAGAUUUGUAAAAUACAUGAUUUCGUAAAUGGGGGAAGUGGUGAAACACAGUCCUUUUCUUCUCCUCUUCUUCUCCCAGGACAGACACAUCCCUCUGUGUUACCACUUCCCCCAUUUACGAAAUCAUGUCUUUUACAAAUCUCAUACUAACACAAGAGAAAAAGACAGAGAGCAUGAGACUCUGCUCAUAAUAAUGGGACUAUUGCAUCUUUUUUUAUUAUAUAUAUAUAAAUAUGAGAGAGAGGGGGAGAGAUAGGGGGAGGGAGAGAGAGAGGGAGAGAGGGAGAGAGAGGAGGAGAGAGAGAGAGAAAAAGGAGCAUCUUUCCCAACAUGCUUUGUAAUGAACAUGGUUAAAAUAAUGGUUCUAAUGUAGUCCAGGCAGACAGGUGUAUGUGCCACCUUUUGAUUUUGACACAGCACCCCGUAACGGUACGACGCACAUUUCUACCAUUGUGCAGACAUUUUGCUGUCAGAUUCCGUCAUUUCCUGCUGCUACAGUUCUCAUAAAACGAUGCUGUGUGUGAACAAGCAAAUCCCACAUGUAUUGGUGGUCCUGACUUUACGUCGGGAAAAUCGGUUUAUAUUUCAAAUGCUUCGUUUGAUAAGUUACUGUAAGUAGAAGUCUAGAUAUGAAGCCACACCUGUACAACUAACUAUACAUCAUAUAUGUUCUUAACAGAAAAUGCACAAAUUUGUCCAAAUAGUGAAUUACAGUAGGUAGCUAUGGUGAAUUGUUAAUUGAUUUUAAACUUCUUGUCCUCCAUGUCCCUCUAAAACAUAUCAAGUUUGGUAAAGAGAUUAUAACCGAAAGCAUUCUUAGAACAGAAAAAAAUAACAAGGAGUCGUCAAGCUUCCUGUCCCAUUUGUAAAGUAUCCCAUUGUUAAUUUGAUGUGAGAGGGAAAAAAAUGUUUUCUUCUUUUCUUUGUUUCCCGAGAGACACAAGUUAGCCCGCAUGAAAUAUCUAUAGGACUAGGUAUUGGAUGCUUAUAUUGCUGUUGUUGAGGUGGACAUAUUGUUUUUUUACUCUAACAUGUAAAGACAAUUGUGUGUGUGUGUGUGUGUGUGUGUGUGUGUGUGUGUGUGUGUGUGUGUGUGUGUGUAAGAGGAGUGUGUACACAAGGUUUAUGAAGUGUGUGAAAGGGAGAGACGCUGUGAGUGUGUUGGAAAAGAUGUAUGUCUUUACCGCGAGUAAAUGGCUGUUGAUUUGUUUUGUCUUUCGGUGAGAGACGGAAAGAAACAGAGAAUACAACACGUUUUUCUAGCAACAUCAAUUUUUUGCCGAGACAACCUCGGUAUCCUUGAGGGGCUGAAAUACAACGUUAUGUUUGUUUGCGUUACAGGAGAAGCGUGUGUGUCCUUUUCACCUGGCCAUUCCAAUGAACCUGGACCAAAUCAGACACACACCUGUCACUCUCCCAACAGAAGAAAACACAGGUAAUAAUCCCUGGUCUACAUCCCAUGGGGCUCUGGUUAAAAGUCAUUCACAAAUAAAGGGAAUAGGGUGCCAUUUGGGACACGGUCCUUGUCUAUGCUAUAACCAUGGGAUGAAACAAAAUUGUACAAUUUGAUUGUCCAUAAACAUACAGACAACAUUCCGGAUGUUAAUUCUGUAACUCCUUAUGUCCUUUGACUGCAAUCCUGUGGGUGGUUUCUGUCAAAGAAACACUGAAAAGGUUCAAACAAUUUAAAAACGAGAGAAACAAUUUAUGUUUAUGUUUAAUGAGUAUACUUUAAAAAAUAUAUAUACAGUACCAGUCAAACGUUUGGACACGACUACUCAUUCAAGGAUUUUUCUUUAUUUGGACUAUUUUGUACAUUGUAGAAUAAUGGUGAAGACAUCAAAACUAUGAAAAAACACAUAUGGAAUCAUGUAGUAACCAAAAAAAGUGUUAAACAAAUCAAAAUAUAUGUCAUAUUUGAGAUUCUUCAAAGUACCCACCCCUGAUGACAGCUUUGCACACUCUUUGCAUUCUCUCAACCAGAUUCAUGAUGUAGUCACCUGGAAUGCAUUUCAAUUAACAGGUGUGCCUUGUUAGAAGUGGAAUUUCUUUCCUUCUUAAUGUGUUUGAGCCAAUCAGUUGUGUUGUGACAAGGUAGGGGUGGUAUACAGAAGAUAGCCCUAUUUGGUAAAAGACCAAGUCCAUAUUAUGGCAAGAACAGCCCAAAUAAGCAAAGAGAAAUGACAGUCCAUCAUUACUUUAAGACAUGAAGGUCAGUCAAUCCGGAAAAUUUCAAGAACUUUGAUAGUUUCUUCAAGUGCAGUCGCAAAAACCAUCAAGUCCUAUGAUGAAACUGGCUCUCAUGAGGACGGCCACAGGAAAGGAAGUCCCGUAGUUACCUCUGUUGCAGAGGAUAAGUUCAUUAAGUUACCAGCCUCAGAAAUUGCAGCCCAAAUAAAUGCUUCACAGAGCUCAAGUAACAGACACAUCAUCAACUGUUCAGAGGAGACUGUGUGAAUCAGGCAUUCAUGGUCGAAUUUAUGCAAAGAAACCACUACUACCAAUAAGAAGAAGAGACUUGUUUGGGCCAAGAAACACGAGACAUGGACAUUAGACCGGUGGAAAUCUGUCCUUUGGUCUGAUGAGUCCAAAUUUGAGAAUUUUGGUUCCAACCGCUGUGUCUUUGUGAGACGCAGAGUAGGUGAACAGAGAAUCUCCGCAUGUGUAGUUCCCACCAUGAAGCAUGGAGGAGGAGGAGGUGCUUUUCUGGUGACACUGUUGGUGAUUUAUUUAGAAUUCAAGGCACACUUAACCAGCAUGGCUACCACAGCAUUCUGCAGCGAUACGCCAUCCCAUUUGGUUUGCGUUUUUCAACAGGACAAUAACCCAUCUCACCUCCAGGCUGCCUAAGGGCUAUUUGACCAAGGAGAGUGAUGGAGUGCUGCAUCAGAUGACCUGGCCUCCACAAUCACCCGACCUCAACCCAAUUGAGAUGGUUUGGGAUGAGUUGGACCGCAGAGUGAAGGAAAAGCAGCCAACAAGUGCUCAGCAUAUGUGGGAACUCCUUCAAGACUGUUGGAAAAGCAUUCCAGGUAAAUCUGGUUGAGAGAAUGCCAAGAGUGUGCAAAGCUGUCAUCAAGGCAAAGGGUGGCUUCUUUGAAGAAUCUAAAAUAUAUUUAGAUUUGUUUAACACUUUUUGGGUUAUUGCAUGAUUCCAUAUAUGUUAUUUCAUAGUUUUGACAUCUUCACUAUUAUUCUACAAUGUGGAAAAUAGUAAAAAUAAAGAAAACGCUUCAAUGAGUAGGUGUGUUCAUACUUUUGACUGGUACUGUAUAUUAGGCUAUUAAUUAAUAGGCUAUGUCCAGCACAUAUUAGGAAGUCAAUUUUGAUGCAGAUGAUUUCUGAUUUGAUUACUAGAAUACACAAAUGUCCUUUGAACUCCCAAAUAAUAUUCAGUGGGAGAGAAAAGAGUGUGUGUGUGAGAAUAUACCGUGUGUAAGAGGAGUCUGUGAAAGGGAGUGUGUGUGUUUGAAGAGAGUGUGUGUGACAGUAUACAGUGUGUAAGAGGAGUCUGUGAAAGGGAGUGGGUGUGUUUGAAGACAAUGUGUGUGUGACAGUAUACAGUGUGUAAGAGGAGUCUGUGAAAGGGAGUGUGUGUGUUUGAAGAGAGUGUGUGUGUUUGAAGAGUGUGUGUGUGUGACAGUAUACAGUGUGUAAGAGGAGUCUGUGAAAGGGAGUGUGUGUGUUUGAAGAAAGUGUGUGUGUGUUUGAAGAGUGUGUGUGUGUGUGUGUGUGACAGUAUACAGUGUGUAAGAGGAGUCUGUGAAAGGGAGUAUGUGUGUUUGAAGAAAGUGUAUGUGUGAGAGUAUACAGUGUGUAAGAGGAGUCUGUGAAAGGGAGUGUGUGUGUUUGAAGAUAGUGUGUGUGUGUGAGAGUAUACAGUGUGUAAGAGGAGUCUGUGAAAGGGAGUGUGUGUGUUUGAAAGACGGUGUGUGUGUGACAGUAUACACUGUGUAAGAGGAGUCUGUGAAAGGGAGUGUGUGUGUUUGAAGAGAGUGUGUGUGACAGUAUACAGUGUGUAAGAGGAGUCUGUGAAAGGGAGUGUGUGUGUUUGAAAGACAAUGUGUGUGUGACAGUAUACAGUGUGUAAGAGGAGUCUGUGAAAGGGAGUGUGUGUGUUUGAAGAGAGUGUGUGUGUUUGAAGAGUGUGUGACAGUAUACAGUGUGUAAGAGGAGUCUGUGAAAGGGAGUGUGUGUGUUUGAAGAGAGUGUGUGUGUUUGAAGAGUGUGUGUGUGACAGUAUACAGUGUGUAAGAGGAGUCUGUGAAAGGGAGUGUGUGUGUUUGAAGAGAGUGUGUGUGUUUGAAGAGUGUGUGUGUGACAGUAUACAGUGUGUAAGAGGAGUCUGUGAAAGGGAGUGUGUGUGUUUGAAGAGAGUGUGUGUGUUUGAAGAGUGUGUGACAGUAUACAGUGUGUAAGAGGAGUCUGUGAAAGGGAGUGUGUGUGUUUGAAGAGAGUGUGUGUGUUUGAAGAGUGUGUGUGUGACAGUAUACAGUGUGUAAGAGGAGUCUGUGAAAGGGAGUGUGUGUGUUUGAAGAGCGUGUGUGUGACAGUAUACAGUGUGUAAGAGGAGGUUGUGAAAGGGAGUGGGUGUGUUUGAAAGACAAUGUGUGUGUGACAGUAUACAGUGUGUAAGAGGAGUCUGUGAAAGGGAGUGUGUGUGUUUGAAGAGAGUGUGUGUGUUUGAAGAGAGUGUGUGUGUUUGAAGAGUGUGUGACAGUAUACAGUGUGUAAGAGGAGUCUGUGAAAGGGAGUGUGUGUGUUUGAAGAGAGUGUGUGUGUUUGAAGAGUGUGUGUGUGACAGUAUACAGUGUGUAAGAGGAGUCUGUGAAAGGGAGUGUGUGUGUUUGAAGAAAGUGUGUGUGUGUUUGAAGAGUGUGUGUGUGACAGUAUACAGUGUGUAAGAGGAGUCUGUGAAAGGGAGUGUGUGUGUUUGAAGAAAGUGUAUGUGUGAGAGUAUACAGUCUGUAAGAGGAGUCUGUGAAAGGGAGUGUGUGUGUUUGAAGAGAGUGUGUGUGUGAGAGUAUACAGUGUGUAAGAGGAGUCUGUGAAAGGGAGUGUGUGUGUUUGAAAGACUGUGUGUGUGUGUGACAGUAUACAGUGUGUAAGAGGAGUCUGUGAAAGGGAGUGUGUUUGUUUGAAAGACGGCGUGUGUGUGACAGUAUACAGUGUGUAAGAGGAGUCUGUGAAAGGGAGUGUGUGUGUAAAAGGGUGUGCAUGAAUAUCUUGCAAGAUUUUUUUUUAAAGAAAUGUAAUCCAUUUUAGCAGUUAGACUUUUUUUUGCUAUUAAAAUCAUGUAGGCUAUAUGUACGACCUUGUGUAGUGAUUUGAUUUGACCACACAAAUAUUAUCAUUGUACUGUCAUUUUUCAGACUGACUUGAAUUAUGUAGUAAAAGUAAAACAAUCGAAAAUUGCUGGUUAGUUUGUUUGGGAUUGUUUUAUAAAGUUAGAACUGAAAUGAUUGUGUGUGUGUGUGUGUGUGUGUGUGUGUGUGUGUGUGUGUGUGUGUGUGUGUGUGUGUGUGUGUGUGUGUGUGUGUGUGUGUGUGUGUGUGUGUGUGUGUGUGUGUGUGUGUGUGUGUGUGUGUGUGUGUGUGUGUGUGUGUGUGUGUGUGUGUAAGAGAGAGAGAGAAUUGGAUUUGUGUUUCAAGAGUGUGUGUAUGCAGUGUGUAAGAAGAUUGUGUGAAAGGGUGUAUGUGUGUGAAAGGAUGUGCAUAUGUACAUUGAAUAUCUUUAUUGAAACGUUUUGAAGUACUCUCUCUUGGACAUCUAAUGCAUUUGAGCAGUAUACAGCUAUUUAUUUUUGCUAGCAAAAUCAUGUAGCCUAUAUUGACGACCUUGUGUAGUGAUGUGAUUUGACCACGCAGAUAUUAUCACCAUACUUAAAUUUUUAAGAGGAUAAAAAUACGUUAAUUUCACAUAAAAUGUCAUUUGUUCUGUGCUGUAAAAGUAUGACAAUAGUAAAUUGCUUCCCACUUGGCACAGACGUCAAUUCAACGUCUAUUCCACGUUGGUUAAACUUCAUUUCAUUGAAAUUACGUGCAAACGACGUUGAUUCAACCAGUGUUUGCCCAGUAGAUUAUUAGUUUAAGAAGUGUUCGUUAAAGUUAGAACUGGAAUGAUUGAUACAUACAGCAACCUACAUGGUAAGAAGACUAUGCUUGGGAUCUGUAGAGUAUUGCGAUUCUUCUCAGUUUGAAUAGGGUUUACUCGUUUGUGAAGGAGCAGACGGUUUUGAUGUAGCCUAUUUGAAAACCCUGCAUGUGUAGUACUGUGACAGAUAUGCAGGCGUUUGCCAGGAAACCAGUAUUUUGUUCAUUACUCCUACGUAAAGGACGGUGUACAACUACCACGUUCAUAUUUUGUAGUUUCAAAAGUUGCGAAAUAUUAGAGCAAUUCGGUAGCCUAAAUAUGGCAGUUUCAUUGUGUGACCAGGUUAGAAUUGAUCCGAUACUUUUAGGUGCAGGUCUGUAAAUUUUGAAGCACAUGCAGCACGUGGCAGCAGUGAAGAGCUCGAAAAUGCAGGCCCUGUGCAUAUUUGUGCAUACCGGUCUUUAGAAGCAAAAAGAAGUUACAGAAAAAUUCAGAACAACAAUAUUGAUAUCGAGGAAACGUUCGAAAUCUGGGAACAUGUGAGUGGCCGAGGUGGGGACUGUAGACGAGUGUCGCUGUCCAAUGAACGGUGGUGCUGAAAUGUAGCGCUCUUCGUAUGACUGUCAGAAGCCAUUUGAAACACAUACACAUCAAGGAAAUUAUUGAUUGGAAUAUAACAAAUGUCAAAUGUGGACUUUUAGUGCAGAACAGAGAUAAACAUGCACAUGGGAUUUAAAAAAAAAAGAGUGCUAAGUUAUAUGCACUGGACAAAAAUGAGGGAAAGUAUAGCAGCCUAGUUUUCAUUGUCAGACACUUAGAGUCAGCAAUCGUGUGGAUGGGCUAUGGGCACACUUGAAUGUAUCGAUACUAGAGGAGUGGCUAUGUGUUUCAGGGGAAAUGUAUGCAACACCCAGGACUUUCAGAAUAGUGUCAAGAUGAGAGUCCAUAUAUUUCCUAUAAUUCUGAAUGAGUUUGUCCCAUGCACAAGACUCUUUUGUUUAUAUUUCCCCUCAAAGGGGCUAUCGCAAUUUCAGUAACUGCCAUAUUUUGUAUGUGUUAUUGGGAACACUUUCUGUUGGUGUAUUAUCGAUGUGUGUGUUUGCGUAUAGGCAUGUGUGAAUACAUACUUGUCUCUAAUUUCAGACGUGAUGAUCCAUUGAAAAAUGACAUGUACCAACAUGUUCUCCAAAAGAGAAUGUGUUUUUUUUUGCAGGGCAUGAUAGUAUAAAAUUGUACCAAAAGAAGCUGUCGGGUGUUUAGAGAAGCUACACAGUCGUGAAGAAUAUUUCGAGUUUGCUGCUGUUUUUAUUUGAUUUGUGUACUGUCAUAUUUGAAAUCAUGGCAGAUAAUGACAGCUGUGAGUUAUGUUGUGUUAUGGCUGGGUAAAUAUGUAUACUUCUUUGCUGGAGAUGUGAAGCUGUCGAAUAUUUUCAGCAUUGAGGUUGUCGCUGUUUUAACUCAUUCAGAAUAUGCGUGUGUGAAUGGGGUGAUGAAUUGUUGAUUUCACUUCUAUUUUUUAAUUUAUUUUUAAAACCUCUAUUUUUGGCUGCGGUGUCAUUAAGUAUUACUUUGAAUAACUGUUUUUCAGAUGUUCAUGUGGGAUCUGAGAGCAAUGUGAACAACUACAGGUGCACCUCGUACAGAUGGACGUAACAUAUGAAAUGUGCUGAAUAUAUCCAUGUAUUUAUAGCCUAAUUUGUACACAUGGAAUUGCUGUAUUCAUUUGAUGCUUAUAGAACGUCUCUUCAUAAAAUCUCAAAUGCUGAAAGAUCCUGUCAAAAUACAUGCUUGGUGUGUUUAUUUGGCUCUUUGCUGACUUCCAUUUAUAGAUGAAUUCUGAAGGACCUUUAUAAGAUAACACUAUAGUUGGCCACGUUAAAUGACAUCCUAUUCAUACGCCUGGUCAUCUAAGCAGGAUGAAAAGAAUAGGCUACGUCUUAAUGAACUACCAAUUUUGGAUGAAUAGCCUAUCAUGUUAAGAGAUAUGCAUGUAAAAAAUAUAUGUUUGGUGAUAUGUCAAAUAGGCUACAAAAAGGGAUUUCGUUGUAAACUGCUGAAAAGCCAGUUCACCCAAUCCCAUCGGCUCCACAAGUCACGUAUACGUUCGGGUAUAUUCACUUCUGUCAAAGAAUGCAAAUGACGGCAUGACGAUUUCUACAAGUCAAUUGAUUUUCUCAACAAUCACAUUUUGAUGAGUACACUACACCUGCCAGUUAUACUCAGGCAGUUCUGGUUGGUCAAUACUUUAUGUUUAGUUACAUGUCGGUGUAAGCAUCCAGCUAGUAUGGCGAUAGUGGGGGGUGGGGGGUCUUGAAGACAAAAGCAGCCUAGGCUACACUGUUGUGAGACUUUGUCUGGAUUAUAAACUAAUGCAUUUAACAUCAAAAUGCCCAACUCUCCCGAGUCGUGACAUCCCGCCAAGGAGACGCAUAUUCUCUCAACAAUCCUGUUCGAGUUGUGUGGUUCACAAAUGUACAGUGCGAUGGAAUAAAGUGUUAAGACAUCCACUGACUGUCUCUGUGUUUAUGUAAGGGGAAACACUUUUUUCCCCGUUAAUCACACAUCCUCCCAUCUCUUCCGUGUUUGGGAAAUGUACUAUGGCAAAGAAUUUCUAUGAUAUUGACAAGAUAAUCGAGUGACCGCUCUAACAAUGGAGAUACACGUCCUGAAAGAUGGAAGGCAAGCUGGAGGCGAGAUCAUGUGGGACCAUUCUAUCCAUUGAGAGGGCAGAUAUCGCGUGUGAACAACAGGUACUACUCCGAUAUAAAGGCUUUCCCCAAAGUUGCCGAAAUGCCACGUGUGUCCACUUAUAUCAGUGCAUUCGUAACAACCUGACCAUUACAAAACUCCAAAUUAGCAGAUAUAUUUUUUGGGGACCAAAUUCGGUACUGUCUCAUUGACUUCCAUACAAACGUUCCUCACUUCGUGGUCUUAUUUUCGUGUACAGAUUUUGGAUGGAGUAAACAAUCUCGCUUCGUCUCGUCUUCUCUGACUAGGGUAGACGGGUCUCGCGAAUCGUGAGAAUAGAAUGAAAUGGCCAUAUGGGGUUUGUAGUUUUUUGGGGGGAGCGGUGCUCUUGUGCUCAUAAAAUGUAAGCGCAUGUGUUUGUUCUGUUUUAGGGCGUAUAUAAGCUUUAUCAGUGUAGUGUGUCCCAUCACUUGUUGUAAUUGUCAAUAUAAUGGUACCAGGGUGCUUAAAAUAGGUGAAUGAGUCAUGUUUAGAAGGGUGCAAGCUGAUUUCAUAAUCGAAUGACGUCUUUCCCAAAACUCUCCGGGAGGCGGGUGGAUAGAUUAUUGUUCCACCAAUCGGAGCAUCCUUCCAUUCAUAAAGUGGUGUGGGCAGUUUUUUUUGGAACGCGUGGGUUUUGAGGGUUUCAUAAUCCUGACUAAACCUGAAAACCCUGUUUCAACAAGAACCAAUGAAAGGCUCGGAAGAGAAGUUGCCGUAUUGUACGCCCAAUCGCUCCUCACCUAGGAUCACAUUUGAGCCACCCUGCUUCAUAAAGAACACUGGGCAAGUUUGUUGUGCAUGGCCCGGUGCCUCAGGGGAAUGGAGACCAAUGGAAUGGUCUAUAAUGUACAUACUCCGUCUACCCGGAACACCGGGACAUGCAAAACGAAUGCGCCCAAUGCAUGAAUGGGAAUGGAGUAUUGGGGAUUGACAUGUAAAUUCACCAAAGGGUGGGCAGUUUCUAUUGUUAGACAGCUGUUGUAUCCAAUCACGAGCAGAGGUGGGUUUUCAGGCAGGCUAUAGAGUAGGUGGUGGGUGUGUGUUUAAAUCAGGAUAGACUAGUGUUGUGGGAGUGUGAUGCUACAACCUCCUUAUAAAGGGAUUCGCACAUUGUGGCUUGAAAUUAGAGCACAUUGCCUAAAUUUGAGGUCUCCACAGAGUCACUGAAAAACAGCUGUCAUGUAUUCGUUGAACGUGGAGGACAUGCUUCCUGUGGGCGAGACGCCACUCUUCUGGGUCGGAGCAUUCACCGUGGCCUCACUGUCUUUGUGGGUGCUCCACCGACUCCUCCAAGGUUUUCGAAUUUGGGUCUGGGGAAAUGGACAGUUGAUCUCGCCGAAACUGGGCAAAUGGGCAGUUGUGACGGGAGCCACAGACGGCAUCGGUAAAGUCUAUGCGGAGGAGCUCGCUCGUAAAGGGUUCGCCAUGAUUCUCAUCAGUCGGUCCCAGGGCAAGCUGGAUGAUGUCGCCAUGCAGCUUGAGGAGCAGUACAAGGUGGAGACCAAGACCAUCGCCGUGGACUUUGGCCUGUCGGACAUCUACCCAAAGAUCGAGGCUGGACUGGCUGGACUGGAGAUCGGAGUCCUGGUGAAUAAUGUGGGAAUAUCCUAUCCCUACCCUGAGUACUUCCUGCAUAUUCCUGACCUGGACAACUUCAUCACCAACAUGAUCAAUGUCAACAUGACCUCCGUUUGCCAGAUGACUCGACUAGUUCUGCCCAGAAUGGUAGAGAGGUCCAAAGGUGUGGUCCUCAACAUCUCCUCUGCCAGUGGCAUGUACCCCGUCCCUCUUCUGACUGUAUACUCCUCUUCCAAGGCUUUUGUGGACUUCUUCUCCCGGGGACUUCAGGAGGAGUAUAAGGCAAAGGGAAUCAUUGUCCAGAGCGUGCUGCCGUUCUUUGUGGCGACCAAGAUGACCCGUAUCAGGAAGCCCACCUUGGACAAGCCCACCCCGGAGCGCUAUGUGGCUGCUGAGCUGACAACCAUCGGACUGCAGGACCAGACCAACGGCUACUUCCCCCACGCAGUCAUGGGCUGGCUGACCACUGUCCUGGUGCCCAUCAACCUGGUCAUUUACUUUGGGGCAAGGAUGAACCGAGCCCAGCGUACUGGCUACCUGAAGAGGAGAAAGCUGAGGGAGCUGGCCAACCAGAGUAACGGGAAGAGUGACAGGCUGAAGAGCGAAUAAGAACCCCCCCCCCCCCCCCCCCCAUAGAAAAUAAUGGAGAAUGAAAGCUGACCAUAGAACUACUACUGACUAGCCCUGACUGUCCAUUAGUUAGUAAUGUCGAAUGAUUCACGGGUGUGUUUUGAGGAUCUUUUUGUAUGUUGAAGCUAACGGAUAUCUUCCUCGGAGCCCAUAUUGACAUAACAUGACACGUCUUUUGAAUGAAGUGGUUCAGCGAUAACGCCUCUAACCAAAACGGCAGCUCUAACAAAGUGGCUGCGACAAAUACAUACUCUGCUCUCAGCACAGGGAAUAGAAAAAUAACUGUGACCAAAAAUAAUUGCAGAGAAGAAUCUUUAAAGGCCCAGUUGAGUCAAAUGUGAUUUUUCCUGUUUUAUAUUCGUUUCCACACUGAGGUUGGAAUAAUACUGUGAAAUUGUGGUAAUGAAAAUAACCUUUUAGUGUAAGAGCUGUUUGAAAAGACCGCCUGAACUUCAGUCUGUUUUGGUGGGAUAGAGUUUUGGUCUUCUAUGGCGAUGUCACCAUGCAGUCAAUUAGUUAAUAGACCAAUAAGAAAGCAUUCCAAAACUUUCUGCCAAUAACUGCUAAUUUUCAGUCCCCUCACUGAUUACUCCCAGACAAUCCUAGCAAAAUCCUUGCUUGAGCAAUUUCCCUUUGCUAAGAAGCUAUUUUUGGUUAUUUUUGACCAUUUUAAUUAACAAUCACAGAAAUUUACUUGUUACCCAAAACAACAUAUUUGAUAUUGAGAAACAUCUUCAUUUGACCUUUAAACAGGGUGAUUUUCGUUGACUCUGCUGUUGUAAGCAGGAUGGUGGCGGGACAAUUUUUUUUAUAUAUUUUUAUACAUGUACGUAAAACCAAGCCGCAGGCACAUCUUCAGGUACUUCGCACAGUGUGAAGUGCAGUUUACACACUGGCUGUGCCUGAAAAGUUUACAAGCUAUCACCCCCCCCCCCCCCCCCCCCCCAGCUUGUUCACCUUAACUGUCUAGCUGAGUUAUUGUCAAUCAAGAGUGUUGGCUUUUUGUGCAUAUUUAAAUUUUGUGUAUUUAGAAAAUAAAUAAAAAAAUGUGGUGGGAUUUGUUGCACUGAUGUAUUUCGCUUUUUCAGUUGUCUAAACUUGAAGUAUUUUUUUUCUUUCUUCUCCCCCCUAUAAAAUGUAAUCGUUAUCCACAUGCCUUCCAGUUCAUGCUGGCAUUGAUCACGUCCAAUGAGAGGGAGUCAUGCACAUUGAAGGCUUUAUAUGGAGCUGUGAAUGCCCUAAAUGAUAGUAGUUCCAUUGAAAGCUAAUACUAUACACUUGCCUUACAGGCUCAGACUGUAUACUAUAUAUUGUGCACAAGAGCCUUUUGGAAUGGUGAGGGACUUCAACAACAUGCACAACUGUUUUUUUGUUUGUCUGGGUGUUGCUCUAUGUAUGACUUGGAUCUCUGUAUGACUUGUUCUGACCGAUGUCCAGACUUGGUGCCUUAUGAAGAUCUCAGGUGUGAAACUAUACUAGUUUAUCAGGAAUUUUGGAAUUGCAAUGUACUGUCACUCUUGCUGCUUUGCGCCUGUACGAUUUAAUCUGAACUUUCUACUUGAUAAAUUCUGUACAAUAAAGAAUGUGGUCUGUAUUUUA